CGAAUUGAACGCAUAGGCAAAGGUGAGCGUAUUGGGACCGCCAUGAUCCAAGCUGAAGAGCUACCAGUCGACCAGAUCCUGAACAGGGCUCUGAACGAGAUCUCCAGCGCCUUACUUUCUGCCAUUACUGCUCGUACCCGAGCCCAGGCCUAUUAUGAGCAGAUUGAGGCUAAAGUUCUUGAGAAACAUCAGGUGAAGGCGGCCGAGGAACUUUCGGCUGCUGAGGCCAAACAUGCUAAGGAGUUGGAGACGGUGGUCCGAGAGAGGGAUGCAGCGGUAACCAAACUGUCCGCGGUUGAAGCUGUAAAAGACGCAGCGGUUAAGCUGAGGGAAGAGUACCGGUCGUACAACAAAACUCAUCUUCGCGAAAUCAAGCAUCUGGAGGGGGUAGUUAAGUCUAAGGACGAGACUAUCGCCACUCUUGAGGGGAAGGUGCAGCGGCUGGAGCUUGACAACUCCAAGAAUCUGGAAAAGUACAAAAGGACGACACUCCGAUGUUUCUAUAACUUCUGGAAACACAAUCAGGGUGCUGACUUUAGUUACCUUUCGGAGGAAGUCAGAGCUGCGGAGUUGGCCCGGUGCGCUGCUCAACUGGCUGAUGAGGAGGCAAGAGCUGCGACUCCUGCAACCCCAAGCGUCGUUGGUUUGGAAGAAGAAGCCAUCGAGGAAGUGACUGAUCAGGUUGUUGCCCAGGACCCUCCUGCCCCCCAUGCUUCUUAAUUUAUUUAACUAUCUUUCUUUUUUGAACAUGCGACCCACGGGUCGUGAUGUAAAGACAAUAGUUUUUUUUUUUUUUUUUUUUAAACUUUGCUACACGGGCAGUAAAUCUUUUUGUUCGAACAGUUACAUCCAAGCAGCAAUGCUUGCGGUGUAAAAGCUUAACUUUUAGUGCUAUAAUAUUUUUACUUAUUAUAACGUUUGUCCGUAUGACCGAACUUAGCAUAGUACUUGGACAUGAUUUAACAAAACAUAUAUUUUGAAAAAAUACUCUAAGUACUUGAAGCAUGCUUUCACUCAUUUUGUUCAUGUGUUUACAUACCUUGAGAGUAUGCUUUGCUAUCGAUGUGCCUUAUAUGCCCCCCAAGUGAUCGAGGAGCUUUAGGUCCUUGGUCACUUGC
Molecule: messenger RNA, 1118 nt
Organism: Humulus lupulus (European hop)
Lineage: Eukaryota; Viridiplantae; Streptophyta; Magnoliopsida; Rosales; Cannabaceae
Exons: 2
Coding region: 43-720 (225 amino acids)
Source: RefSeq, a predicted model, not a curated record